AUGAGGCUGACUGUGAAAGCCCAAAAGAGAGUUCUGCUGCUGUAUUUUUCCUUUGACAGAUUUCUGCUAGUCUUUAAAGUAUGGAAGCUAGCCAAUGUCACCCCAGUCUUCAAAAAGGGCAAGAAGGAGGACUCAGGGAACUACAAGCCGGUGUCCCAAGUCCAGGGAACAAGAUCUAGCUGCGGGCGCUCGUCCCCUCAGAACGUGCCGAAGCGUAAGGAAAGCACGGGACGGGUCCGCAGGGAAGCCCGCACACCUCAGAGUUCUAGAAGCUGUUGCCCCCCGGGGAAGUCUCCGCAGGACUGCCCGCUCCAGAACCGGGAGGGAACGGCCUACGAGGGCUUCGUCACCGCGCAGGUACGGGCCGCCGUUACUCCGUGUCAGCCUCCCCCCUCUUCCCCGCUGAGGCCUGCGCUCGCGGGCAGCCCCGUGACCGGGUGUGGUAGAGACUUCCAUAUCAGGAUCCUGUUACCAAUGGAUUUUCAACUGAAAAAUGCCAGGAUCGAGUGUAGCUGGCACCUGAAGAAGAUACUGCAUGGAUAUCGGCAUAUUUUAAAGCAGAGGUUGCAUAGCUGUCCAGAUCUUGUCAGUUUUAUGGUGGAGCUGAAAACUCUUUUGGAAAUUGCUUUAAAGAAUACACAAGACCUGCAUAUACCACGGCCACCAGAAUACUACUCCUGUCUUGUCAGAGAUCUAGAAAUAUUGGGUUGGAAUAAAGUUGCAUAUGUGGAUACUGGUCUUACCGCAAUCAGGCUAAGAGCUGAAGACUCAGGUGGUCGACAGCAUCUCAUCACUCUGAAGUUAAAUGCAAAGUAUCCAACAGAACCACCGGAUUGCCUCGUGGAUUUUCCUGUUCAGUUUGCUAUUUCUUGGAUGCCACAGAACUCCUUAGUAGACAUCUACAACCAGUUCCUGGUGGCAUUAGAAUCGCUGAAAGAAUUCUGGGAUGCCAUGGACGAAAUUGAUGGGAAGACAUGGGUGCUUGAGCCAGAAAAUCCCAGACGGAGUGCUACAGCAAGAAGAAUUGCGAUAGGGAACAAUGUCUCGGUGAACAUAGAGGUAGAUCCUCGCCAUCCAAACAUGCUCCCCGAGUGUUAUUUUCUCGGAGCAGAUCAUGCGGUUAACCCUUUGAGAGUUAAGCUGAACAACAACAUGCACUUAUGGGAUCCAGAAAUCAGUUUAUUACAAAACUUGAAAGACCUCUUAGAAAUUGAUUUUCCAUCUCGUGCUGUGCUAGAAAAAAGUGAUUUUGCGAAGGACUGUGGAAUCUGCUAUGCCUAUCGGCUCGAGGGCACUACUCCAGACCAAGUGUGCGACGAUCCCCGCUGUGGACAGCCUUUUCACCAUGCAUGCCUGUAUGAGUGGCUACAAAGUCUUCCUUCUAGCAGACAGAGUUUUAAUGUCAUCUUUGGUGAAUGUCCAUAUUGUAAUAAGCCUCUGACGCUGAAAUCUUCAGUGAAGAAACUUUGA
Egretta garzetta (little egret) is the source of this 1470-nucleotide messenger RNA. RefSeq names its product FA complementation group L (gene FANCL). Gene Ontology annotation, molecular function: ubiquitin protein ligase activity. The record is from RefSeq and is a predicted model, not a curated record. Gene Ontology annotation, cellular component: Fanconi anaemia nuclear complex; nucleus. The coding region runs from base 1 to 1470 and encodes 489 amino acids. Lineage: Eukaryota; Metazoa; Chordata; Aves; Pelecaniformes; Ardeidae. The transcript has 17 exons. Gene Ontology annotation, biological process: interstrand cross-link repair; protein monoubiquitination.